GCUGUGUUGCAUAUUACCGGCUGACGUUGCAUACAGGAACUUCUCAACUUCCUACUCUUCCCGCACAGGCACGCACGCAGCACAUCAUGAUUCGCUUCGUUGCUGUAUUACUCCUCUUCGGCUUGGCCUUCGGACAACGGAAAGACGUCGUAUAUGAAGACUGUGGAUCCCCCGCCAAAGUUACUUCAGUCCAAUUGGAGCCGUGUGACUCCGAUCCAUGUGUCAUCAAGCGUGGAUCAAAAGUGAAGAUUCACUUUACAUUGGUUUCAGACCAAGACAGUGCCACUGCUAGGCUCGACGCCAGGAUGAAUGUGUUCGGCCUUAAGAUUCCAAUCCCCGGUCUGAAGAAAGACAUGUGCGACGGCGUCGUUCAGUGCCCCAUCGUCAAGGGAAAUACGUACACCGGAGUUUUGGAAGCGGAUGUGCCCUGGUUUGCGCCUGCCAUGAAAAGCCAAGUCGAGCUCAAGCUUGUGGGCGACAAAGGCGUCAGCAUUUGCACCAGGAGCAAUGUGGUCGUCCAAUAAGAAUGCAGGCGCAAAUAUUCCGCCCCUUAUGCCUCGGGUUGGACCCACUGCCACAACAAUGGACGACACAUGUUCACGCUGGUGUUCUCUACAACCAGUGAACAUUUUCAUUUUAAUAAAACAUAUUUACAAGCAGCUUAUAGAGCUGCACUUGC
Messenger RNA from Dermacentor silvarum, 679 nucleotides. Its product is annotated as mite group 2 allergen-like Ixo r 2. Gene Ontology annotation, molecular function: sterol binding. Gene Ontology annotation, biological process: sterol transport. The coding region runs from base 87 to 524 and encodes 145 amino acids. The record is from RefSeq and is a predicted model, not a curated record. The transcript has 4 exons. NCBI's taxonomy places the organism in Eukaryota, Metazoa, Arthropoda, Arachnida, Ixodida, Ixodidae.